CAUUCUAGCUUCGCGUCGCGUUUGGAAUUGCGUGAAUUGAACUUUAAGAGAACUGUGGAAAUCAAUUGGAAAACAAAACACAACAAAAUGAAUCACCUGAAGUGGAUGGGUCACUCGACCACGCUAAUGGAUAUACAGCGGUCACUGCGCAACGACAACAAGACCUGCGAAGUGGUCCUGGCCUCCAGGGACGGCACCCGGGUGCGUGCCCACCUCUUCGUGCUGAGCACAUGCAGCGAUCUGAUGCGUAACAUCCUGGUGGACGUGCCGCCGGGCCAGGAGGCCACCAUCAUUCUGCCAGACAUACGGGGUGACCUGCUCGAGAGCAUGAUGUCGUUCAUCUACAUGGGCGAGACAAGCCUGUCAUCUGCCUCACUCUCCGAGUUCCUUGAGGCCAUCAACCUACUUGGCAUCAAGUCGGCAAUAAGUUUCGAGUGCAACCCAACGGUAAGUUCGCCCAGUGCCGAUCCAGACAACGGAUCGCUGGCCGUUGAAACGGCCAAGUCAAUAUCUGGUCUGCAGAUUGCCCAGGCCGAGCUGCUGGAUGAGGGGGAGGAGGAAGAUGGCGAGCAGCCAAUGGUUGCCGUGCCGGCCACUGUCUUGGCCGAGCCCAGCCGCCCGCUGGAGUACCUAGACGUGUAUGAUGCACCGAAGAUCACUUAUUCCAUCGAACACAUGGACGGCAACACAAACGGCAGCCAGUUCAUUCUUACCGAGAACACAGGCACUUUCACCAUCACCCAGUCCACAACCAGUUUGCCGAAGAUGGAGCCCCAGGGUAACGCGCAGGAGAACGCGGAGUUGGUGGACGAGGAAGGGGAGGAGGACAUACCCGAUGAGCCCGAAGAGCAGGACACACAGAUAAUGGAAGAGGAUUACGCUCCAUCCGAUCCGCUGGUUGAGCUAAACACUGCCGCCGAAAUGGAUGACGACGACAACUUGCACGAGGAUCUGGUGGACGAGGAGGAUGUUAUGGACAUAAAGCCACGCAAGUUGGGCGGCGGAGGAAAGCCGCGUAUACGACGUCCGCACAAUCCGAAGGCCGUCAAGCGACUGCCAGCUAAGCCCCAUCGACAAGAACAGUAUGGAUCGCUUAAGCGCGAGGUAAAGGAUGAUAUCAACGACGCCUUGGACCUCGCAGCGGACGCUGUGAUCAUAGAGGGGCUUAGCCUCCAGAAGGCCGCGGAUCGGUUCGACAUCUCCAAGACGGUUCUGUGGCGUCGCGUCCGCACCAACCCCGCCUAUAUGCGCAGCAAUCGCGAAAGACCAUCACUUCUGGAGGCUUACGAGCGCCUGAAGAACGGCGACUCGUUGAAGAACAUUAGCCAGGAUCUCCGCAUACCCAUGUCCACGCUGCACCGCCACAAGGUGCGUCUGUCGGCCCAGGGCCGCCUGCCGAACUUUGUGUCCUGCCGCCGACGGGACACGACACCAAAGGACGAGCUGCGCGACAAGCUGGCCAAGGCGGUCCAUGCAUGCGUCAACGAGGGCAUGUCGCAGAACCACGCAGCCAACCUUUUCGAGAUCCCUAAGAGCACGCUCUGGCGCCACCUGCAACGACGGAUGUCGAACGAGGACCGAAAGGUUAAGAAGGAACUACAGGACGAGUACGAUGACAUACUAAAUUAGGAGGAGAAAUCCGCCACCGAUUCUCUGAUAAGAUAAACCCCAUUAGGAGCUAUAGGUUAAGCGUUCGAUUGUCUGCGUUCCCCUAUCAAUGUUCAUCUUCUCCACAAAAAACGGCUCGAUUUAGUUUAACCUUUAACUAAACCAAUAUGGCAUUAAGCUACGAUAGUAGUUAUUUAGAAAUAGCUCUAAUUGUAGAUACCAUUAGCAGGAACAUAUAUUAAGCACGUAUGUCUCAUUAUUGUUCGCAACUUCAUAAUUUGUAAAUUAUAAAUAAAGCCAAACUAAGUUAUUC
Molecule: messenger RNA, 1921 nt
Organism: Drosophila serrata
Lineage: Eukaryota; Metazoa; Arthropoda; Insecta; Diptera; Drosophilidae
Biological process (GO): regulation of transcription by RNA polymerase II
Cellular component (GO): nucleus
Molecular function (GO): DNA binding; protein binding
Source: RefSeq, a predicted model, not a curated record